This is a messenger RNA of Papaver somniferum (opium poppy), 342 nucleotides long. RefSeq lists its product as uncharacterized. The record is from RefSeq and is a predicted model, not a curated record. The coding region runs from base 1 to 342 and encodes 113 amino acids. NCBI's taxonomy places the organism in Eukaryota, Viridiplantae, Streptophyta, Magnoliopsida, Ranunculales, Papaveraceae. The transcript has a single exon.
AUGGAGACUUUUAUGCUAUUGAAAUGGCUUAUUAACUCAUUAGGCACAGUGAAUUUCGGGUACAAAAAAUCAUCAUCGUCGAUGAAUGAUAAGACUCACGAGAUAAGUUUUUACUCAAUGCAUGAUGAUGAAGAGAAGAAAUUCAACAAGGUCACAGCGAAAUCAUCAGGUUUUCAAAUGCCACUUCACUAUCCUCGUUACAAGAAGUCAGAUUAUGAGAAAAUGGAAGAAUGGAAGGUUGAUAUGGUUCUAAGAGAAUAUGGUCUUGACAGUUUUAAGGGUACCCUUGAUGAGAAAAAGGAAUUUGCUAUGGGUACUUUCUUGUGGCCUGAUCAGCUCUAA